This is a messenger RNA of Hemibagrus wyckioides, 3280 nucleotides long. Its product is annotated as inner centromere protein-like. The transcript is spliced from 2 exons. The coding region runs from base 225 to 608 and encodes 127 amino acids. Lineage: Eukaryota; Metazoa; Chordata; Actinopteri; Siluriformes; Bagridae. The record is from RefSeq and is a predicted model, not a curated record.
AGAGGAGAGGAGAGGAGAAGAGAAGAGAAGAGAAGAGAAGAGAAGAGAAGAGAAGAGAAGAGAGGAGAGGAGAGGAGAGGAGAGGAGAGGAGAAGAGAACAAAAGAGAAGAGAGGAGAAGAGAAGGGAGGAGAAGAGAAGAGAACAAAAGAGAAGAGAAGAGAAGAGAAGAGAAGAGAAGAGAAGAGAAGAGAAGAGAAGAGAAGAGAAGAGAAGAGAAGAGAAAUGAGGAGAGGAGUGGAGAAGAGAAAAGAGGAGGGGAGUGGAGAAGAGAUGAGAGGAGAAGAGAAGAGAAAAGAGUAUUGGAAAGGAGAAGAGAAGAGAAGAGAAGAGAAGAGAAGAGAAGAAAGGAGAGGAAAGGAGAAGAGAAGAGAAGAGAAGAGAGGAGAGGAGAGGAGAGGAGAGGAGAGAAGAGAGGACAUCAUUCAUCCCUCUUUUCACGCACUUCAUCAACACCUGUACACGGAAGCUCCAACUGCACGUGCUGACCGACUCCAAGACGCUCCAGAGUUUUCCGAUUUCCCUUCACCUUCCAAAAACCAUAGUGGGUCAUGUUUUCGCUUUGUACCCAGGAUUUCACGGGUAGCCUCUGGAUCGCCACGACCCUGACCAGGCUAAAUCACCACAUCUCUACAUGUCUAUUCAAGUUUGAUUAGAUUACACACACUCAGAUACACACACACCUUCUAGGAUGUCUCCUGCAUAGGAAAAAUAAAUCAGCUUUUAGAGGAAACCCACAUGGAUUUGGGGAAAUCAUGCAAAGCUUGGCAGAAACAGGUGUUAGGAUUGAACCCUGAAGCUUUAAGGCAUCAACACUACAUACUGUGCCACUGUUUCUGUUUUAAAAAAAUCAAACAGGAUUAAAGAGUGAGUAAGUAGAGAUCAGGGACUUUUUAUGUGAUGUUUUAUCUGUAGCUUUUCUUCUUUUUUUGCUUUUUCUUUUUCCUUCUAUCCCUUUUGUAGGGGCUUUACCUUUUCUGGGUAACAGAAUCGCCAUCCACUUUAUUAGGAUUCAUGAAAUGAUCUAAUCAACAUGAAAAAUGUGAUAUCAUUGACCUUGCUGCUGGUGCAAUAUGGGCUGGUUUGAGGUUCGAGGUCUGUAGGUGGAAAUGCCGUGAGGUCGGCGAAGAAUCGCAAGUCAAAUAAUCACUCUUUACAACCAAGUUGAGCAGAAAAGCAUCUCAAAAUGCACCACAUCAAACCGUGAGGUCAAAUGACCACAUCGGGUUCCUCUCCCUCCAGUCCAGACCAUAAACCUGAGGCUAUUCCGGACAGCUGAAAUCUUCUUCUGCUUCAACACCCCUGUGUUUAACCGCAGAGCCAUCUCAUAAUUUAAUUUGCUUGAACUGGAACAUCUGGAGGAGGCUGAGCUCGCUGCAUUUCCCCCCUAUUUCAGGAAACCGAACCCUCCAACGGGUCUCGGCUCCCAUGUUUAAAAAUAUCAUACACCCACGCCACGCCGCCUGACAGUUGAGUCAAUAACCGCCAUUCGUCACUCCUAUCUGCUCGCCUCCUUUUAAUUACAGCAAUGAAUUACUGUGCCGUCUCUCGCCCCGUGGCCGUUUGAUGUAUUUACUUUACUCUUUCUGGGGCUCCUUUCAAAGCACCCGAGAUGACUUACGCCGUGAUAUCAGAGACGGAUGCGCUAACGUUGCUGCGUGAUUGACAGGCUGAGAUUAUCUUCCUCCACUUCUGGCUUUGCUAUCCAGGAAGCAGGGAUUUUUUUCUUUUUUGAUCACAUGCAAUUAUGCACUUUAUUUCACACACAGUAAGGAGUCUUAUUCUCCAUGCUUGAUUUACAUUUUUUUUUUAUAUCCAUAAUUACAUGGAUACACAGAAUCUCGUUUCAUUUUCGAAUUUUAUUUCAGUUCACAGGUUUUCUGAACAGAGUGGCUGUUAUUAAAAUGUUUAAUAAUUGGACUAUCAGGCAGACAGGAAGAGAUAUGAGCAGAUGAAUGGCAGGAAUUCAGUGUGUAUGAAGGGCACUACAAAACUACAGGCAUGAUUUUAGAAUAUUGUCCAAUUACCAGAAAACAUUUUUAUUCCCCCUAAAUUGCCAAAAGUUUUGGGACAAAUCAUUGAAUUCAGGUGUUGUUUUUCAGGGGUUGGGCUCGGCCCCUUAGUUCCAGUGAAAGGAACUCUUAAUGCUUCAGCAUACCAAGACAUUUUGGACAAUUUCCUGCUCCCAUCUUUGUGGGAACAGUUUGGGGAUGUUCCUGUUCCAACAUGACUGUACACCAGUGCACAAAGCAAGGUCCAUAAAGACAUGGAUGAGUGAGUCUGGUGUGGAGGAACUUGACUGGCCUGCACAGAGUCCUGACCUCAACACGAUAGAACACCUUUGGGAUGAAUUAGAGCGGAGACUGUGAGCCAGACCUUCUCAUUCAACAUCAGUGCCUGAGCUCACAAAUGCGCUUCUAGAGGAAUGGUCAAAAAUUCCCAUAAACACACUCCUAAACCUUGUGGAAAGCCUUCCCAGAAGAGUUGGAGUGGUUCUAGCUGCAAAGGGCGGGACAACUCCAUAUUAUAUUCAUGUGCAUGUAAAGGCAGACGUCCCAAAACCUUUGGCAAUAUAGUGUAUGUUAUUAGCAAUGUACAGCUCUGGAAAAACAUAAGAGACCACUGCCCAAUUUCUAGAUUUGAACCCUAAUAAAAACCUCUGGAAUGUCAUCAAGAGGAAGAUGGAUGAUCACAAACCAUCAAGCAAAGCUGAGCUGUUUGCUUUUUUGCAAAAAGAAUGGUAUAAAGUUCCCCAACAGCAAUGUGAAAGACUGGUGGAGAGCAUGGAGCCAAAACACAUACAAAUCGGGGUUAUCCCACCAAAUACUGGUUUCUUAAUGUUAUUUAGCCAAAGCAUUAACACUAUUUGUUCACAAAUGAUUUGCAUUUUGUUUUAUUUGAGUUAUUAAAGCUCUGCUAAUACUGCAUGAUCUUGGGUUAUUUUGACAUGUUGUCAAUUCCUUUAAAUAUACACUCUAAAUAACAAUAGUUAUAUUUUGAAUUUAGGAGAAAUAUUGUCAGCAGUUCACAAAAAGUAAAAUAAAACUGUUCAUCUCACCAAUACAUGAACCUGUAAGAAAAAAAAACAUAAGAAACUGAUUAUUUUCCAGUGGUCUCUUAUUUUUUCCAGAGCUGUAUAUGUGAUUAAUUCUGCAACAGAGCCCUAUAGAGUUCCCAUCCGACAGAUUUUACUCGUUCUUCAGUGGUUCAAGGAAAAAUCCACCAUGAAAUACCUUCAUAUUAAUCUUUAGAAUGUAAUCUUUAAUCUUUAGAAAUGGUAA